AUGGAAAACCCUAACCAUGACGGCGCCGCUUUUCCACCCCUCACCGACCACGAACCCACGGCGCACCAAUCGGAGCCCGCCGCAUCCCGGCAGAGUUUUGACAGCAGCCAUAGGCAGUUGAUCCAAUCAAUGGUGGAAAACUUGUCGGAGUCGGAGAAGGUCAACCUAAUAUUGACAGCCGCCAUGAGGUACGCCGUCGUGCGCGGAGACCUCAUUACGGCGCUGGCCAGGAACGAAUCUAGGACGAUCUGCAUCCAUAUCCUAGCCUGUGACGCGACAACACCAGUUAAGGUGUUUCGUGUGCUUAACGAAUUCGGGGGCAUGGAUAACGCCCACUUCCAGUGGUAUUUCGAACCGGAUUACGUCAUUGCUAUGGUCUCUUUUGUCGAUCCAAGGGCCGCAACACGGGUCCUCCAGACGUCGGCUGAGGAUGUGGAGGAGCUUCAGCUCCAAUGGCAUGCCUACACUGCCGAUUGCGCCGCCUGCCGUCGGGCGUGGACGGAACCCCCAAAAAAUAAAGAAAUGGAUAGUGAAGAAGAAAUGAAAAAGGCCGAUGAUGGAAGAAAACAAGGAGGAGGAGGAGCAGCAGCAGAAAAGGACGAAGAAAACGAGUCAGGGUCGCCAAAAGAUUGA
Molecule: messenger RNA, 633 nt
Organism: Striga asiatica
Lineage: Eukaryota; Viridiplantae; Streptophyta; Magnoliopsida; Lamiales; Orobanchaceae
Source: the annotation of a GenBank genome assembly